Schistocerca gregaria is the source of this 3245-nucleotide messenger RNA. Its product is annotated as mini-chromosome maintenance complex-binding protein-like. The coding region runs from base 1937 to 3088 and encodes 383 amino acids. The transcript has 4 exons. Lineage: Eukaryota; Metazoa; Arthropoda; Insecta; Orthoptera; Acrididae. Gene Ontology annotation, molecular function: chromatin binding. Gene Ontology annotation, biological process: DNA-templated DNA replication. The record is from RefSeq and is a predicted model, not a curated record.
AAACUUUUUUUCACUUUGGUAAAGUGAGAAGCGUGCCGCGCGACCUUUUUGUUGGUAUUUCUCCUUUUCCUGACAGUGACCUGCCCCCAUGUCGUCGACGAUCGGUGCUUUGUCGACCCGGAGGGCGCGUACGCGUCGGGGCCAGCGUAUUCUCGACGCACGCGCUCCAAAAGUCGUUGAAAAUGUCAAGGUUGCCAUGUUUAUAAAGGCCCCCGGGAUAUCUUCGACGGUCACUCGCGUUCUCACCGACUUUUAUCACCUGAAAAAGCCGGAUGCCGUUUGGUAUCGCCGCAAAGAAUCCAACCGAAUCGCUCCGUUCGAAGACGUGACCCCGAUUGAGUUCUAUUCCAACCGCUCGGAUGCCAGCUUGUUCAUGUUUGGAAACCACAACAAAAAACAUCCGGACAACCUCGUCGUCGGCAGAAUGUACAACUGGUCGCUUUUAGAUAUGAUCGAGUUCGGCGUCAGUCAUUUCAAAUCACUCGACGAUUUCAGCAUGCCGACUCAGGCAGUUGGAAGCAAGCCCAUGUUUGUAAUAGCUGGCAGUGAAUUUGAAACGGAGGAAAUUUAUCAGGUGGCCGCCAAUCUGUUUGUCGACUUUUUCAGGGGCCACGUAGUCAAAAAGCUGAACAUUCAGGGCCUAGAUCACGUUAUUGCGCUAAACGUUACUCACACGGGUGAAAUUCAUUUUUCUCACUACAGCGUCCAUUUGAAGAAGACGGGGACUCAUAUACCAAAAGUUCAUUUGGAAGAAAUUGGCCCCUCUAUGAAUCUCAAAAUCCGUCGGUACAGACUAAGCACCGAGGACUUAAAGGCCGAAAGUCUGAAAGUUCCUUCCGUGUUGAAACCGGCCAAAGUCAAGAACGUCUUCAAAACUGCGCUGAGGUCUAAGCUCGGAAGAAUUCACAUCUCCGGGCAGGACCUGUCUAGAGUCAUGACGAAAAAAUCGAAGGGACUCAAAAGAAAAAGUAGCCAUCUGAAAGAUCGGACGUCUUCGCAGAAAAGAACCAAGCGACACUGAAAUCGAUUCGAUCAUUGAUCAAUUCGAACAGGUGACUGCUUCGACAAGAGAGAGGAGCCAAUCAAGACGGAGAAUGUCGCCAACCUCUGUCGAUUUGCCAGAAAAAGAGGGCAGUUCUAUGCGUUAGUCGGUCGGUACUAUUUCGUUUAGCGGAAGUUGUGACAGAUCUGCAUUCAGAAGCUGGAGAGAGAUUGUGAGAAAUGCCAGUCGAUCUUUUUUUUAAGGUUUUUUAUUCGCGACUGUGGUUAGUGCUUGCCUUGAAAAUGGAUUCCGAAAGGCUGUUGUCUUUCCCAUUAGAAUUUAUAGAUUCGCAAUUUGCGGCUUACUUGAAGGGGCGAGGGGGGCAGGCGACGUCUUCAAUCGAUUUUUAUAACUUUUGCGCAGAAGAGUUGUUUGAGGGCUUCGUCAGGGAAAUUUACGAUCGGGUACGAAAGGCGCGUUCGCAGCAAACAAAGAAGCAUAAAAACGUUUUUUCUCACAACGAGUGGUUUCUUAGAUUCCUCUCAUAAACGGCGUGUCGCUAGAGGCGAUUCGAGAUGAAUCGUUGGUGAGAUACCGUGGAUUUGCACAAGAGGUGUUCGAUCCGGAAUACUAUGAGGGGGGUUAUUACGAGUGGGAGGACAGGGGAGGGGAGAAGGAAGUGGUGCGUGAUGCGCGCAAAAAGGCACCUACACAAGAGUGUGUGCGCGAUGGUGUAUGGGCGUAGAAUUGAGGGGGUGUAGCGCGAAUUGAGACUGAGAGGUGUCUUUUCGCAUAUUAAUUGAACGGGAGAAGUUGAGGACAAGCAAGUAUAAGGAGGAGAUAAGGGCGAGUGCGGAGGGAAAGGAGCUGAAAAGACUGGAAGUACCGGCAAUAUACGAGCGCGUGCCGGUGUAUUGCAUACCGACGCCGGGGGAAGUAGAGUGGGCAGCAAGAAUGGCAUAUCCACGAAGAGACGAACAGAGUGGAGUAGGCAAGACGAUGCAGUCGUGUAUGGUCAAAGUGUAUGGGGAUAGAAUAUUGAAGAUGAAUACGAUUGUGGAGGUGGUGGGUGUGUAUACAGGUCCUGCAAACGAUGGUCAUAAGGGAGAAAGCUGGCCUGAAGUACCGAAGGUGCAUGUGAUUGCAUGGCGUAAUCUAGGAGAGGCGAAUCCGAUGAUGAUGGGCGGUUGGGGGACGGAAAAGAUAAGCACGUUGAAGAAGGAGGUGUUGAAAGCCCAGAUAUGUAUGGGGAGAGCGUUGAUAGCUUGGAUAUCGAAGGCGUUCAGUGGCGACGAUUUGGCGGCGGAGUACCUCUUAUACAACAUGAUAUCCAGGGUGGCAUUUCGUCACGAAGAAACAGUUGUGGGGAGUCUUCCAUUGAAUAUAACAUAUGCAAAUAGCAGCGAUUUGAACGUUGUUUGCAGAGUUGUGGAAGUAGUGCGAGCUCUUUUGCCAAAGUCCCUCUUGAUCAGUUUGACAAGACAGGAGCUGUCGAGUGGCCGUCUGAUAUCGCGACGAGACAUUGACCAGAAUCGUCUGCACGCUGGGAUGCUGCAGCUGAGUACGGGGACGCACUUGGUGAUAGACGAGGUAGCACUGGAAGAAGGGCCAUUGGGGAAAGAUGAACAGGAUCAGCUAGAAAAUUUGAAGAAAGUCCUUUUUUUUCAAAAGACAGAAUAUGACUUGGAAGUUUAUAAAAAGGAUUUUGAGAUGAAUAUUAUGCCAGUGGUCGUGAGCGAGGCUCGAAGUUUGUUUAAGCCUCUGUGUGUGGUUCCUCUCCACAUAGAGUGUUCCUGGGGCGAGAGGCUUCCGGCGAUACCAGAGUCCACCUUGAAUUCAUGGAGAGCGCUGAUUGCUAGAUGGCGCGAGUCAGAUUUGCCCCUUCCGUCCCCUGAGGCCAUGAAGCGGAUGCAGGACGAUUUUGUAAGAAUUCGCGCCUCUCAAGGUCCUCAGGCGCUCUCCGAGGGGACCUACGGCAUGUGGAUUACCCUGGCUCAGCUGUCUGGGAUCACUCUAGGCAAGCGCACUUUGGAUGUAGAGACCUGGGAGAUUAUUCUGGCCCUGGAGAACCGGCGGAGGAGCCGGUGCCAACGCGUCUCCGAAUAGCCGAAGCGUACUGGGAAAAAAAGCGCGCGGCCCUUCGAGCGAGGAAGCGGGGAAAGCCGGUCUGGGUCAAAGGCGUUGAGAAGACGCGGUCCCAGUGACUGAGCUAUAAGGAAAACAGAAUAAAGGUCAAAGAGGCAGUCUCGGGCAUAAACGUCAA